AUGGAGGACGACAAGGGAGGCUACCGCCAAAUCAACAAGUCGUUGAACAUUUGCGCGUUUGAGGACUAUCUGCAGGGUCAAACAGCGCGUCUGCCGCAGUUGGCCGAUGUCGAGCAAUUGACGCCGCGGGUGCUUCGCAUUUUGGGUCAGAACCCCGGACGAUUCACCUUCCAGGGCACCAACACAUAUGUGAUCGGAACGGGCCAUACACGGCUCCUCAUCGACACGGGCGGCGGCGAACCGGAGUGGGCCGAAUUGAUCGCCAAGACACUCGAGUCCAUGGACAUUAAGCUUUCGCAUGUGCUUCUCACGCACUGGCACGGCGAUCACACCGGCGGCGUUCCGAAUCUCCUCCUUCGCUACCCGGACCUCCACGACGCCAUUUACAAACACACUCCCGACCCGGGCCAACAACCCAUCCUUCACUCGCAGCGCUUCUGCGUGCAAGGCGCUACCGUCCGCGCCGUGCACACGCCCGGCCAUUCGGAAGAUCACGUGUGUUUUGUGCUCGAGGAAGAGAAUGCCAUGUUUACGGGCGAUAACGUCUUGGGAACGGGCACCAGCGCCGUCGAAGAUUUGGGCAUUUUUAUGGAUUCUUUGCACAUUAUGCGCGAUCAAAACUGCCAAGUCGGUCAUUCCGCUCAUGGCGCUGUCAUUCAAGAUUUACCGGCCAAAUUGAACCAGGAAAUUGCGGGCAAAUUGCGUCGUGAACGACAGGUGUUGCAGACGUUGAAUAAAGUCAAGACUUCGGGUGAAAAGAGUGUCACGGUCAAGGAUUUGGUCUUGAAAAUGUAUGGUGACAAUGUCGAUCCGGCCACGAGGGAAUUGGCCUUGGAGCCGUUCAUGGAUGAGGUGUUGCGCAAGUUGGCCGGUGAUGGCAAGGUUGCCUUUGAGAAACGGGCGGGUAUCAAGAAGUGGUUUUCGUUGGCUAAGCCUGCUCAGGCUGCUGCUACUCCACACCCUGCUAAGGCUGGCGGUUUGAAGCCUUUGACUGCUAUUCGCGCUUGUUAGAUCUUUUGUGUUUUUGUUGUUUUUGUCUUGUUUUUGUCUUGUGAUUCAGUUGGUGAUUGAGUUGGUGAUUGGAGGGCGUGAGUGUGUAUGUUGGAAAGGCGUUUGGUGUUUGUUUUCUUUUUUUAUGUUUUCUGUUUUCUGUUUUCUUUCUCGACUUCUCGAGUUAGAUGCGAUUAGACGUUCACAUGAACUAGACUGAUAGAAGCUGGCCAGAAUGAAGAUGAGAUGGACGUGAUAUUUCCUCUAUAUAGCAGGC
Sphaerulina musiva SO2202 is the source of this 1267-nucleotide messenger RNA. RefSeq names its product Metallo-hydrolase/oxidoreductase. The record is from RefSeq and is a predicted model, not a curated record. Gene Ontology annotation, biological process: secondary metabolite biosynthetic process. Lineage: Eukaryota; Fungi; Ascomycota; Dothideomycetes; Mycosphaerellales; Mycosphaerellaceae. Bases 1 to 1011 code for a protein of 336 amino acids. The transcript is spliced from 2 exons.